AUGGCUGAUCUUUCACUUGGUCCCUUAAGGAUCGCCAAUCCAGAUGAUGCCUCUCCCGACACUCCUUUACAGCUUCAUGCGCCUCCCCAAUCUUUCCCAAACAUAUCGCCUUUGUACGACCCUGAUGGGAGGACUGACUACCUCUCCGCUGCGCCUCAACGUUCGGACAGUCCAGUCUCCCCAUUGGGAACCCCGGCAGAAAGCAUUCCACGAUCUUCAACCACAGGACUGCCAUCCUCCGUAGCGUCGGCACAUGCUCCUACAACGUACACCCAAAACAAUCAUCCGCCCGAGCGAUCCACGCAGCGACCGAAUAUUCCUCCUACAUAUCAAGAACAACAACAGGCCCAAUUCUCUCAGCAACCAGCCAUGAUUUCGGCGAAUCGUCCUGGGUCUGCAUACUACACACAGGUGCCUGUCAAUGGCGCCACAGGUAAUGGAGUCUCUAGACAAGGGUCAUAUAGAGUCCGAAGCGAUGGUUCUGAGCCUUCCGCGUUCCCUCAGCGAACGUCGUCGAAGCGAAUGGGAGUAGGAGAGGUCGCCGGGGUUCCGUCAAGAGACGAUGCACACACUGAGCGAGCAUACGGCCAAGGACAGUAUACGCCGGGAAAUGGACCUCUCCCUCCGCGGAAAACAUCUCGUGGCGUAGCUUCUGGGCGUUUGGGCACUACGCCAACUGGGAACACAGUAUUAUCUACAACCCCGAAAUCGAUAUCAACGCCUCUAUCUAGCUCCCCGUACAAUCUCGAGGAUCGCCCGUUGACGAGCGCAGAUGAUUGGCAGGAACGUGGUGCUGCUGUAGGAGUCAAAAAGGAAUAUGAUGCAGAGGGUCGGCAGGUCUUGAAACCGGUCAAGAAGGGCGUGAAAGAUUUCAACUUUGGUCGAACCCUGGGGGAAGGAUCUUACAGCACGGUGCUUGCGGGCCAGGAUCGUUCGAAUGGGAAAGAUUAUGCCAUCAAAGUGCUGGACAAGAGACACAUCAUCAAAGAGAAAAAGGUCAAGUACGUCAAUAUAGAGAGAGAUACUCUCAACCGGCUGACUGAUCACCCGGGCGUGGUCCGAUUAUACUACACUUUCCAAGACGAAAGGUCACUUUACUUCGUUCUGGACCUCUGUGCUGGAGGUGAGCUGCUUGGAGUUCUGAAGCGCAUGUCCACAUUCGACGAAGAAUGCACCCGGUUCUAUGGUGCCCAAAUACUCGACACGAUUGAAUACAUGCAUAGCCGUGGAGUUAUACACCGGGACUUGAAGCCCGAAAACCUGCUACUGGAUGAGAACAGAUACAUCAAAGUGACAGACUUCGGGACCGCCAAACUCUUGCCGGAGAGGAAGGAUGCGCACGGGAGAGUUGAAUUUGAACCAGACUCGACUACCUCGGAGCACCGAGCAAACUCCUUUGUUGGGACCGCCGAGUAUGUGAGCCCGGAAUUAUUGACAGACAAGAAUGCGUGCAAAGCCAGUGAUCUCUGGGCGUUUGGCUGUAUUGUAUACCAACUUCUGGCUGGGAGACCACCAUUCAAGGCCACCAACGACUACCAGACCUUUCAGAAGAUCGUUAACCUCGACUACGAAUUCCCCCGAGGAUUCCCAGAUCAUGCCCGCGACCUCGUGGAGCGCUUACUCGUCCUGGAACCACAAAGGCGGCUCUCUCUUGAGCAUGCUAAAAACCAUCCCUUCUUCACUGGCAUUCAAUGGGGACGCGGACUGUGGCAACAGAAAGCACCUCGCUUGAAUGCUUAUGUCCCCCCAGCUCAACCGCGCAUCAAACUUAACGGAAGCAGUGCUCAAAGCAGUUACCCGCCAGAUAUUGGGCCUGCUCACAGCACACACUCCACAAUGCUUCCUCCCAAUAACCAGAAACCUCAACCGAGGGUUAUAACAGAGCUACCGCCACCAAGUCAGCUUGAUAUUGAGUGGUCUCCAGUGCUUACGAGAAACAACGAACGAAUACUCAAAUUGGGAAACCUUUUAGUCGUGUCGUCCAAUCCUCACAGUCCGCACGGCAACGAGGGUGGAGGGAAAUUCUCAAGGUUCUUUGGUGGUGGGAGAGACAACAAAAAGCGACAAAGACUUGUCAUGAUUACGUCUAGUGCUCGAAUCAUCAUUGCUGCUGCUGGAGGCGAGGAGAAAAAGUCAAAACAAGAGAUCUCGUUGCUAUCACCUGGGACCGAGUUCUCGAGUGCUACGGAUCCUAAGGGGGUGACGCAGUGGAUCGUCAAUACCAGAGACAGAAACUUCGUCUUCGAAGAUCCUAAGCCUCCCUCGAACGAUCCAAUGGCGACCGCUGUCUCGGCACAAGAAUGGCUGGAUGCUCUGGUCCGGGCUCGUGAGAUUGCCAUCUCGUUACAAACUUCGAGCAACAACUACUCGGCGGACGAUUCCCUCAAUUUAUCCUCUUCGGGAUUGUCGAGUCAUGCCAGUACUCUUGACCAAGCUACCGACCUGAGUCCGCACUCCGCAAGCCAUGGUCAUUCUGGUCGAGCAAUUCUGCACAAACAAAAUUCCGGAGGCGAUGCAGAAUCACUCAAGGGAAGGAAGCGGUUCAGUAAGCGUCAAUCAAAGAGCGGAUUGACUGCUGUCUUCUAA
Molecule: messenger RNA, 2586 nt
Organism: Exophiala viscosa
Lineage: Eukaryota; Fungi; Ascomycota; Eurotiomycetes; Chaetothyriales; Herpotrichiellaceae
Product: 3-phosphoinositide dependent protein kinase-1
Exons: 2
Coding region: 1-2586 (861 amino acids)
Biological process (GO): intracellular signal transduction; peptidyl-serine phosphorylation
Molecular function (GO): ATP binding; protein serine/threonine kinase activity
Source: RefSeq, a predicted model, not a curated record